Messenger RNA from Nannospalax galili (Upper Galilee mountains blind mole rat), 3533 nucleotides. RefSeq names its product aconitase 1 (gene Aco1). Lineage: Eukaryota; Metazoa; Chordata; Mammalia; Rodentia; Spalacidae. Gene Ontology annotation, molecular function: 3 iron, 4 sulfur cluster binding; aconitate hydratase activity; 4 iron, 4 sulfur cluster binding. Bases 173 to 2842 code for a protein of 889 amino acids. The transcript has 21 exons. The record is from RefSeq and is a predicted model, not a curated record. Gene Ontology annotation, cellular component: mitochondrion; cytosol. Gene Ontology annotation, biological process: tricarboxylic acid cycle; citrate metabolic process.
UGGCCCAGCAGAGGGCGGGUGCGGGCGGGUUACGCCCUGCUCCGCGGUGGUGUCCGGCCCAGGGCCUUGGGGGAGGAGCCCUGAGGCGGCGGCCGGAGACCUCCGAGACCGCUUGGCUCCCUGCUGGCAGAGCCUCACGGUGCGGCGGCGGGACACGUGACCAUCAGUAAUCAUGAAGAACCCAUUUGCACACCUAUCUGAGCCCUUGGAUCCUGCACAACCAGGAAAGAAAUUCUUUAAUUUGAAUAAAUUAGAGGACUCAAGAUAUGGACGCUUGCCGUUUUCUAUCCGAGUUCUCCUGGAGGCAGCUGUUCGGAACUGUGAUGAGUUUUUGGUGAAGAAAAAUGACAUUGAAAAUAUCCUGAAUUGGAAUGUCGUGCAGCAUAAGAACAUAGAAGUACCAUUUAAGCCUGCCCGUGUCAUCCUGCAAGACUUCACGGGCGUGCCAGCUGUGGUUGACUUUGCAGCAAUGCGCGAUGCUAUGAAGAAGUUGGGAGGAAAUCCAGAGAAAAUAAAUCCUGUCUGUCCUGCUGAUCUUGUAAUCGAUCAUUCCAUCCAGGUUGAUUUCAACAGAAGGACAGACAGUUUACAAAAGAAUCAAGACCUGGAAUUUGAAAGAAAUAAAGAACGGUUUGAAUUUUUAAAGUGGGGUUCCCAGGCCUUUCACAACAUGCGGAUUAUUCCCCCUGGCUCAGGAAUCAUUCACCAGGUGAAUUUGGAAUAUUUGGCAAGAGUAGUAUUUGAUCAGGAUGGAUGUUAUUACCCAGACAGCCUGGUGGGCACGGAUUCACACACGACCAUGAUUGACGGUUUGGGCGUUCUUGGUUGGGGUGUGGGUGGUAUCGAAGCAGAAGCUGUUAUGCUGGGCCAGCCCAUCAGCAUGGUGCUUCCCCAGGUGAUUGGCUACAGGCUGACAGGAAAGCCUCACCCUCUGGUAACAUCCACCGACAUCGUGCUCACCAUUACCAAGCAUCUCCGGCAGAUUGGGGUUGUGGGCAAAUUUGUGGAGUUCUUUGGACCGGGAGUAGCCCAGCUAUCCAUUGCUGACCGAGCUACAAUUGCCAACAUGUGCCCAGAGUAUGGAGCCACUGCUGCCUUCUUUCCAGUUGAUGAAGUUAGUAUCAAGUACCUGGUGCAGACAGGUCGUGAUGAAAGCAAAGUGAAGCACAUUAAAAAGUAUCUUCAGGCUGUAGGAAUGUUUCGAGAUUUCAACGACCCCUCUCAAGACCCAGACUUCACUCAGGCUGUGGAGUUAGAUUUGAAAACAGUUGUGCCUUGCUGCAGUGGACCGAAAAGGCCUCAGGACAAAGUCGCCGUGUCCGACAUGAAGAAGGACUUUGAGAGCUGCCUUGGAGCCAAGCAAGGAUUUAAAGGUUUCCAAGUUGCUCCAGACCAUCACAAUGACCAUAAGACAUUCAUCUACAACAACAGUGAAUUUACUCUUGCUCAUGGCUCUGUGGUAAUCGCUGCCAUCACCAGCUGCACAAACACCAGCAAUCCAUCUGUGAUGUUAGGAGCAGGGUUAUUGGCAAAGAAAGCUGUGGAGGCAGGUCUGAAUGUGAAGCCAUACAUUAAAACCAGCCUGUCUCCGGGAAGUGGCGUGGUCACCUACUACCUGCGAGAGAGUGGAGUCAUGCCUUAUCUGUCCCAGCUUGGAUUUGACGUGGUGGGCUAUGGCUGCAUGACCUGUAUUGGCAACAGUGGACCCCUGCCUGAACCUGUGGUAGAAGCCAUCACUCAGGGAGAUCUUGUAGCUGUUGGAGUGCUAUCUGGAAAUAGGAAUUUUGAAGGUCGAGUCCAUCCUAACACCCGAGCCAACUAUUUAGCAUCUCCCCCAUUAGUAAUAGCCUAUGCAAUCGCAGGGACCAUCAAGAUUGACUUUGAGAAAGAGCCUUUGGGUGUGAAUGCACAAGGACAGCAAGUAUUCCUGAAGGAUAUCUGGCCAACUCGAGAUGAGAUCCAAGCGGUGGAACGGCAGUAUGUCAUCCCUGGGAUGUUUAAGGAGGUCUACCAGAAAAUAGAGACUGUAAACAAAAGCUGGAACGCCUUAGCAGCCCCAUCAGAUAAGCUGUAUUUAUGGAAUCCCAAAUCUACAUACAUUAAAUCACCACCGUUCUUUGAAAACUUGACUUUGGAUCUCCAGCCCCCCAAGUCUAUAGUGGAUGCCUAUGUACUACUAAAUUUGGGAGAUUCGGUAACAACCGACCAUAUCUCUCCAGCUGGAAAUAUUGCAAGAAAUAGCCCUGCUGCUCGCUACUUAACUAACAGAGGCCUCACUCCGCGAGACUUCAACUCUUAUGGCUCCCGCCGGGGCAAUGACGCCAUCAUGGCACGGGGCACAUUUGCCAACAUUCGCUUGCUGAACAAAUUUCUAAACAAGCAGGCACCACAGACUGUACAUCUUCCUUCUGGAGAAACCCUUGAUGUGUUUGAUGCUGCUGAGAGGUACCAGCAGGCUGGACUUCCUCUGAUUGUUCUGGCUGGCAAAGAGUAUGGCUCAGGCAGCUCCCGAGACUGGGCAGCCAAGGGCCCUUUCCUGCUGGGAAUCAAAGCUGUUCUGGCCGAGAGUUAUGAGCGCAUUCACCGCAGUAACCUGGUGGGAAUGGGGGUGAUCCCCCUUGAGUAUCUCCCAGGUGAGAAUGCAGACUCUCUGGGACUCACGGGACGUGAACGAUACACUAUCAGCAUUCCUGAAAACCUUAAGCCAUGCAUGAAAGUUCAGAUCAAGCUGGACACGGGGAAGACCUUCCAGGCUGUGAUGAGGUUCGACACUGACGUGGAGCUCACUUACUUCCGCAAUGGGGGCAUCCUGAACUAUAUGAUCCGUAAGAUGGCUCAGUAGGCACUGGCUUCUCAGGAGACCAUGGUGCUGCACCCAACAAGGCCCUGGUCCCAAGCCAGCCAAGGCCUGAUGGAGUAGUUGCCUCUACCUCCACGAGAGUGCUGCCAUGAUGAUGGAGCAAAUGGGUGCUGCCAUUCCUGGAGGCACAGAGCCAGGAGUUUCUACAUUCUCUAUUUGUUAAUUUUUUUUACCCUUUUCUGUAAUUUGGAAUCUAGAAUCAUGGGAAGGUCAAUAGUACCAAAAGGAGAACUAGCUUGUCUUUAAAGUUACUGAUCACAGGACAUUGAUUUUUUUCACUCUUAAUUAAUCUUUGACUGAACACUAGCCAGUAUUCGCAGAAGUGUCACACACCUGCCCUUGUUGUUGUUCUGUUUUCCUCUGCCCAAUGAAACUCUUCCCUGGAGGGCCUGUCCUCUGCAUUUCACACCAGUGUUAACUGACAUAGGUAGAUAAGAACUUUUUCACACUUCAAAUCACAGUAGUGAUGUGAUUCUCCCCUUCCAAAUGAACAAUCCAGAGACCUCGUGGAUAGGUCAGCCAUUGAAAGUGUUUGAUUAUGUAUCUUUUCAUCAACAUAAGAGAGAUUUUCUUUUACUGUCUUUAACAUUUGUCAAGAAGGGAACUUUGUUUGGAAGUGGUUGGGGAAAGAGCCAGGAUUUCUGAUUUGAAUAAGAUUAAAUAUAUUUUCAUG